ACCAUCUACCCAACGGGCGACGAAGGUAAAGAUUAUAUAGGUGAAGGCGAUGAAAUGGAGAGGAACCCAGCCUACCAGGUGAAGGAGAUUAAAUGCCAGCCUACCAGACCUCUGCCUCCCUCAUUCCCUCCUCCUCCAACCCUUCAUAUGCUGGACUCAACGUGACUGCUAAUGCACAAGUCUACGAAGAUGUUUCAGCCCUCUA
Geodia barretti is the source of this 205-nucleotide messenger RNA. The record is from the annotation of a GenBank genome assembly. NCBI's taxonomy places the organism in Eukaryota, Metazoa, Porifera, Demospongiae, Tetractinellida, Geodiidae.